AUGCACAAAAAGAAUUCCAAUGGAUCUGCUUUGGACAGUACCCUUUUGGAUACCAACAAAUCUGAAUCGGUCGUUACCAUCGCACAUACCGAGAACGAUAAAAAGGAUGCAGAGAACAAACAUCAUCUUGGCGGUAAUGAAAACAAGGCAGAAUAUCAAGUUUGGGGACUACGCGUUAGUAGUCUUAUGAUUGGUGGAUAUCGGUCCUGCGAGGAUGUCGAAUGCAUCUCUCUCAAUGUACAAUUCGCCAUUCACUUGGAAACUCAGGACAGUAAAGACGCACAAGCACCUUUCGAUUCUUUCUAUGAAGAUUUUGGAGAUGAGACUCCUCUUGGAGUGGAUGACACUCAUGUAAUGGAAAGAUAUUCUGGUGACAUAACUGAUAUUCCUGUUUCUGUGCUACCUUCUGGUCCUGUAAUUAAAUGUGCAAUCCGAUAUAAAAUACCAUCCACUCAGAAAACCCCAUACAACCCUCCCCUUUCCAUCGAUGAUCUUCUCAACGAUGAGAUGCUUAUCAAAAGGAUCGAAACCGACUACAUAACUAUGCAUCAGUCUCCACCGACUUAUGCCGGUCCUGAUUCCGACCCUCCAAAAACUACCAAGCUGAAUCGAGACAUCGCGACAUAA
Molecule: messenger RNA, 627 nt
Organism: Desarmillaria tabescens
Lineage: Eukaryota; Fungi; Basidiomycota; Agaricomycetes; Agaricales; Physalacriaceae
Exons: 8
Coding region: 1-627 (208 amino acids)
Source: RefSeq, a predicted model, not a curated record